Vicugna pacos (alpaca) is the source of this 1242-nucleotide messenger RNA. RefSeq names its product C-type lectin domain containing 9A (gene CLEC9A). Gene Ontology annotation, cellular component: membrane; cell surface. NCBI's taxonomy places the organism in Eukaryota, Metazoa, Chordata, Mammalia, Artiodactyla, Camelidae. Gene Ontology annotation, biological process: receptor-mediated endocytosis. The record is from RefSeq and is a predicted model, not a curated record.
AGUUAUUUGUCUCAGCCUUUCAAGUGGACUGCCUCGCCUGUCAGAGCAUCUCAGACAUGCAGGAGGAUGAAACAUACACCUCUCUUCAGUGGGAUAAUCCAACACCAAGCCCUUACCAAAAGCAUCGGUCUUCCACCAAAAAUUCAGGAGCAUGGUGUCUGGUGGUGGUGAUUUUGUGUAUUUUCUGCACAGGCUCAUUAACAACCUCCAUUUUCUUGGGUGUCAAGUUGUUCCAGGUGUCCACUGUUUCAAGGAAGCAGCAAGAAGAACUCAUCCAACAGGACAGAACCCUGCUCAACUGCACACGAUGGAAUGGAAACCAUCGCCUCCAGAUGAAAUGUUGUCAAACCUUGACGCAAAACUCUUUCCAUUCAGCCCAUAAGCACGGCCCUUGCCCAGACAACUGGAUUCAGAAUGGAGAAAGUUGUUACCAUGUCUUUGAAAACUGGAAAGUUUGGCACGCUAGUCAAGAGGCUUGUUUCGAGGAAUGUUCUAAACUUCUACAAAUAGACACCAAAGAAGAAAUGGACUUUAUCGCUGGCAGCCUGAGGAAGACCAAAAGCAACUAUGAUUACUGGGUGGGACUGUCUCAGGCUGGACCCAGCCAACCUUGGCUUUGGCAGGAUGGCUCUCCUGCUCCUGACCUGUCGCCAGCACAGGGACCCCCAUCAACUAACCGGGUGUGUGGAUACCUCAAAGACAAAAUCCUUUCUUCCGCCAACUGCAGCAGCUGGAAAUAUUUCAUCUGUGAGAAGUAUGCAUUAAGAUCUACCUGAAAGAAACUGAGCUUGAAGUCAUCUCUCUAUCAUGAUAGUAUGUGCAACAGGUUGUUGGAAAACCUAUCACAAAGAGCCCAAAAGCCAGCACACAAGUAAACCAGUCAGAGGGCUGUGAAACUCUCUACCUGUAACCCAAAUCUGUCUAGCAUUUACACUUGGCAAUAUUCCUCAAUCCUUUCCAGACAGUCUUUUGAUGUUGUUCAAAAAAAUUGAUAAGAAUAAAAUUGAUUUAGAGCAUUAGAGGAUGAAACCUUAAAGAGCUGAGAACAAACUAAAGAAAAAUUAUUUCCAUUGGUCAUUUUUUGUCUUUCUCUCCUUCUAUUUUUAACCUAGUGUGCGUUUAAACUCCGCAGAGAAAUCUGUAAGUCAGUGGGGAGAUGUGCAGUUUUAGCUGACUGAUACUCUUUUUUAGUAAAUAAAGAGACAUGAUCUUUUAAACUCACUGUUUGCCAGAUCUUUCUAU